AUGGCGUGUGGCAGCAGGAGAGUCACCAUCCAGUUGGUUAACGAGGAGACAGGGCCCGAAACCAAGGGCCCAAAGCUCUUUCGGGGCCAGAACUACAAAGCAAUCCGAGCAGCCUGCCUGGAUGAGGGGAUCCUGUUCCGAGAUCCCUACUUCCCUGCUGGCCCUGAUGCCCUUGGCUACGACCAGCUGGGGCCCCACUCGGAGAAGGCCAAAGGGGUGGAAUGGAAGAGGCCCCAUCCUUUCCUCCCAGGUAACUGCUGGUUUCUUGCGGCCGCUGCCUCCCUCACUCUGUACCCCCGACUCCUGUCCCGAGUAGUACCCCCGGGACAGGGCUUCCAACAUGGCUACGCAGGUGUCUUCCACUUCCAGCUCUGGCAGUUUGGCCGCUGGGUGGACGUCGUGGUGGACGACAGGCUGCCUGUGUGUGAGGGGAAGCUGAUGUUCGUGCGCUCCGAUCAGCGGAACGAGUUCUGGGCUCCACUCCUGGAAAAGGCCUAUGCUAAGCUUCACGGCUCCUAUGAGGUGAUGCGAGGCGGCCACAUGAAUGAGGCUUUUGUGGACUUCACAGGGGGCGUAGGUGAGGUGCUUUACCUGAAGAAGGACACUCCAAACCCUCCGGGCGUCUUCUCCAUCCUGCGCCAUGCCCUGGCCAAGGAGUCCCUCGUGGGGGCCACUGCCCUGAGUGAUCGGGGUGAGUACCGGACAGAAGAUGGGCUGGUGAAGGGACAUGCAUAUUCAGUCACGGGCACACACAAGGUGUCACUGGGCUUCACCAAGGUGCGGCUGCUGCGGCUGCGGAACCCAUGGGGCCGAGUGGAGUGGAAUGGGGCCUGGAGCGACAGCUGCCCACGCUGGGAUGCGCUCCCUACAGAGUGGCGAGAUGCCUUGUUGGUGAAAAAGGAGGAUGGCGAGUUCUGGAUGGAGCUGCUAGACUUCUUCCGCCACUUCGACACCGUCCAGAUCUGCUCGCUGAGCCCCGAGGUGCUGGGCCCGAGUCCGGCUGGAGGCGGCUGGCACAUCCACACUUUCCAAGGCCGCUGGGUGCGCGGCUUCAACUCUGGUGGGAGCCAGCCUGGUGCCGAAACCUUCUGGACUAACCCCCAGUUCCGGCUGACGCUGCUGGAGCCUGAUGAAGAGGAUGAGGAAGAGGAUGGGUCCUUUCGGUGCUGGGGGGCAGGAGGGGCACGGGGCCCAGCACGGGGUGCUCGCACCCCCAAAUGCACUGUUCUCCUGUCACUCAUCCAGCGCAACCAGCGGCGCCUGAGGGCCCAGGGCCUCAAAUACCUGACCGUGGGCUUCCACGUGUUCCAGAUCCCAGAGGAGCUACUGGGCCUGUGGGACUCCCCGCGGAGUCGCGCGCACUUGUCCGGCCUGCUACGCGCCGACCGCUCGCCAUUCUGCGCCCGCCGCGACGUGAGCCGCCGCUGCCGCUUGCGCCCGGGCCACUACCUGGUGGUGCCCAGCGCCGCCCGUGCGGGCGAUGAGGCCGACUUCACGCUGCGCGUGUUCUCUGAGCGCCGCCACACUGCCAUGGAGGUAGAUGACGUGAUCAGCGCCGACCUGCACGCCCUUAUGGUCCCCUACAUUCCCCUGGAGCUGGAGUUGCAGCAGCUUUUUCAGGAGCUGGCAGGAGAGGAGGAAGAACUUGGCGCCCCUCAGCUCCAGGUCUUGUUAAGCAUCGCCCUGGAACCUGCCAGGGCCCAUGCCCAGACCCCCAGAGAAAUCGGGCUCAGGACCUGUGAGCAGCUGCUGCAGUGUUUUGGGCAUGGGGGAAGCCUGGACUUGUACCACUUCCAGCAGCUCUGGGGCCACCUCUUGGAGUGGCAGGCCACAUUCGAUAAGUUCGACGAGGACGCCUCUGGAACCAUGAACUCCUAUGAGCUGAGACUGGCGCUGAAUGCGGCGGGCUUCCACCUGAACAACCAGCUGACCCAGGCCCUCACGAGCCGCUACCGUGACAGCCGCCUGCGUGUGGACUUUGAGCGCUUCGUGUCCUGCAUGGCCCAGCUUAUCUGCGUCUUCCGCCACUGCAGCCAGCACCUGGAUGGGGGUGAGGGGGUCAUCUGCCUGACCCACAGACAGUGGAUGCAGGUGGCCACCUUCUCCUAGAUCUUGGCUCAGGAGCCCUGCCUCUCCCUGCUCCCAGCCCGGACCACGGGGAAG
This is a messenger RNA of Odocoileus virginianus texanus, 2163 nucleotides long. The record is from RefSeq and is a predicted model, not a curated record. Lineage: Eukaryota; Metazoa; Chordata; Mammalia; Artiodactyla; Cervidae.